This is a messenger RNA of Zophobas morio, 1243 nucleotides long. RefSeq names its product protein FAM8A1. Lineage: Eukaryota; Metazoa; Arthropoda; Insecta; Coleoptera; Tenebrionidae. The transcript is spliced from 4 exons. The record is from RefSeq and is a predicted model, not a curated record. Bases 159 to 968 code for a protein of 269 amino acids.
UCUACCUCUGCCAUGUUCGUGUAACUCGAUUCUCAAGUUGUAUCAAGUUGUCUAUUGUCAAACGUCAUUGUCAUGUCACUUUUUGCGAUUGUUAAUUGUGUUAUGCAUUGUUAUGUGCGAAAGUGGUUGAGAGCUUGUAUUGAUGAUAGUCUUUAAAUAUGACGUCAAAUCCAGGAAAUGUGAAUUCGCGAAAUUCCCAUUUAUAUCAGAGUAGAGAAGAAUAUUUAGAAAAGCUAAAACAAUGGUUGGAUGAAGCAAGGUUAUGGCACGGAUUUUGUGCAGGUUUUCCAUACUAUGUAAAUUUGCAAAGCCAAACAGAAAAUAACACAUGGAGUCCUCUAUAUCCCGGUCGUUUAUUUGUUAAUAAUAAUUUAAGAAACCAAAAUAAUGUGCCAGUCUUUCAAGGUACUUAUGAAUUUGUGAUACCACCUCUAUGGAAGCGAAUCGUUGCAGAAUUUUUGGAUUUCCUGAUUUUACUUUUGAUAAAAAUGGUUGUUACUUUUAUAAUUAUCGAAACUUUUUAUGUAGUGAGCAUAGAAAAUUACAGAUUUGAAUCAUUCAAGAAGAAUUUGCAAGAUCCGAAAAUCGCUAUGCAAAUGUCUGUGGAAAUCCUGACUUUGGAACUUUUACAUCGAUUUAUUGUUUGUUGCUAUGAGGUUUAUUGGUUAAAAGGGGGUCCGUGUGCCACUCCUGGUAAAAAAUAUAUGGGUUUGAUGGUAAUCCAAGUUGAAAAUGUUGUACCUGUGCCAGGGAGAUCCGACGACGUAGUACGAGUGAGCCCGUGUUCUCCUCUUGGUCUCCAGAAAGCUAUUGUUAGAGCUGUUUUAAAAAAUGUUUUUCUUGGUGUAAUGUUACCAGUGUGUUUUACUCUUUUUGUAUUCAGGUUCAAUCGCACUGGUUAUGACGCAAUGAGCAGCAGUUUGGUUGUGGAAUAUAACCCACAAAUACAAUUCCAGCCUGUACAGUAAAUUAACAAAUACAUGAACUUGGUUGCUUUUAUUAAAUAUAAUCAUGCAUGAGGGAAUCAUUUUAAUGUUAGUUUUACUACUAGUCAUGAAUGUUGUGUAUUGUAUACUAUCGUGGUGGAUCUCAUCUGGAAUCAUUCCAUGCAUUGCUGACUGACGUUUUUGUUUUUCCGUCUUACAUUGUUCUAAACUGUUGAUAAUGUGGCAUUCUUUUUAUAUUCAUAUAUUUAAAAAUAUCUAUAUAUACCUAUAUACAUAUAUAAACAAAGUUGAAUUUU